This is a messenger RNA of Seriola dumerili (greater amberjack), 981 nucleotides long. RefSeq names its product COMM domain containing 9 (gene commd9). The record is from RefSeq and is a predicted model, not a curated record. Bases 35 to 661 code for a protein of 208 amino acids. The transcript has 7 exons. NCBI's taxonomy places the organism in Eukaryota, Metazoa, Chordata, Actinopteri, Carangiformes, Carangidae.
UCAGGAAAAGCAGGUAGCGGCAUCUGUCUGUCACAUGACUCACAGGAACGUCACACGUAGACAUGGCUGCUACUGUUUCCAGCGAAGAUUUCACCAACUUACAGCUUCUUUUAAAGGUACUGAUCAUGCUCCGUCUAAAGAUGCAGUGAGAGACGUUUGUGUUCAGAGUCACAGAGCUCCGAGUCGCCGGCUCGCCGAGACCACAGCAGCGUCACUCAGCGUCCCAGCAGCCCAGGCUGCACAGCUGGUCCAGUCUCUCCACGUCCUGUCUCAUCACGUCCUCUUCUACAACCUCAGCUCUCCAGAGCAGAUCCUCGCCCUCUUCCCCGACUCCUUCCACUCCAGUCUGAAGAACCUGAUCACCAAGAUCCUGCUGGAGAACAGUCCAACAUGGAGGACAGAAGCUGUCGGUGAUCAGAUCUCUCUGCCUCAGUUGAAGGAGCUGGACUGGAGAGUGGACAUGGUGACCGGUUCGGACUCAGUCAGUCGUAUGUCGGUCCCGACCUGCCUGGUCCAACUCAAGAUGGAGGAUCCGUGUCAGUCGGCAGGCGGUGAGUCGGUUUCCACGGUGACGGUGGAGCUGAGCCGGGAGUCUCUGGACACCAUACUGGACGGACUGGGACGCAUCAGAGACCAGCUGUCUGUGGUCGCUGGGAAAUAAACCUGAACAUUUGUCUUUUUUUACAAACUGAUACUGAUGAAGACGGAACUUCCUGUCGCUGAUCUUCAGGCUUCACCAUCAUCAGAAAGUUUCUCCUGCCAGGCUGAAGGAAAGCUGGUUUAUCAUUUAUUAACCCUGAACUCACGAGUUAAUUUAUCGUUAAUUAAUCAGUUCAUGAUUAAUCAGUUCAUGUUAACUCAUUUCACUUUUAGUAAAAACGCAAAACAUUUUGUGCCUAAUGCUUAAAAACUGCAAAAAUAUUACUUUGCAAUUCUGUCAUUAUUUACUUUUUUUGUUCUGAAUGUCCGACAUCUUUUAUU